UACUUUAAGCUUAGCCCUACGUAUUUACACCGACUUAGCUAGCAGGACUUAACAUUAUGUUUACAAACUUUAAUACUUUUUAAAACUGUUUGGUGUAGUUAAUGAUGAUGUGUGGAAUCAAUGUAGCAGUGCAAUGCGGUUUCGAAGGAUAAGCGGGAUUUUGACACUUUGCUGGUUGGUUAACAUCAAGUAUGAUGUAUUUGCAUAUGACCUAGACAACUGCCCUUCUUCAAGCCAAUGGAAACUUCGGGCUAAAGCCAUGUGCAAUGCAUCGCCGGAAAACUACUCAUGCCUUUAUGAUCUUAUACAGAACAAAUACAAGGAAUCAUGUUCAGGGAAACCAGAUUAUGUUAAACCUGGUAAACGAUAUGUCAUCAGGGGUGAACGUGAUAACGAUAACUGCAAUGACUCAAGGUAUCAGCCUGUUAAAUUAUGGUCUAACCGAAGCAGUAAAUGUGAAAUUUUAAAAUAUGAUUGCAACGAAAUGGGACAAGUGAUUGCCAGCAACGGAUCAACAACCGAAGAUCGUACUUGUCGAUGUAAUUACAAUAAAGGAUUUGAUUUUGUCAUUAAACCAAUAAAUGUCUGUUAUUGUAUUCCGUCAGAGGAAGAUUGUUCGUGCUAUCGAAAAAGCUGUUCUUCAGACGAAAAAUUAACAAAAGAUUAUGAAUGUGCUUCAAAACUGAGACUGGAUUUGCAGUACGGUAGAUGUUUCGUUAUUGUAGAGACACAAACGGCAUCAUUUGAUACUUCCUCAACAUCACAACAAAGACCAGCAAGUACUAUAUUUCCCGUAUAUGAACGUGAUAAAAACAUGGAAUAUCAUAAUGUGCAAUUUGUUACUGUGAUGUUGGUUUCCAUUACUUUUUUAAGUAUUUGGACGAUAAUUUUCAUGAUCUUCAUAAUGCGAAUACAUCAACCCUUUAACGUUAUAACAGCUAACAGAAAAGAUUUAAUUGAGGAAAUGGAUGUUGCACUAAUGAAAGAAGAGUUGUGUUUAAAAGGAUUUGAUAUUAACAUACCUGCCACUGUGCGCUCAAGAAGGGAAAAAGCACAUAUUAUUUGUGACUUUUUGGAGAAACAGCCAACAGAAUUCAUGGUUAUUGUGUAUGAAAUUUUAGAAAAACACAAUCUGGAUUUAAUUCUAGAAACACUUAAAGCAUCUGAAGGAAAAAAUAGAUUUACGCAUUUUACGCAAUUUUGUUAAACUUGGUAAAAGACAAAAGUAAGAGAACAUUUAACAGCUGAGGAAAAGCAUCAAUAUGUCAUGUCAUUGUUCAUGAACCUGACGGUUAACAUCAUUCUCAUUACAUCUGAAAUUGUCCCUACACCGUUUAUUACAAAAUAUAUUUUUGACAAACGAAAGUUAAAAAUAUGAGAUGUAUGGGCAGUUGUGUUUGAUUUCGAAAGAUUAUGAUCAGUUAAACUAAUGCGUUUCAAAUAAUUUUAAUAAACUUUCACUGAGGACUAAGUGGAUGUGGAAACUGAUAAUUUCAACUUUUGCAAUUCCGUUGUUAUGGUUCAUACUGAUUGGAAAGGGUCUUUUGUGUUUUUAUUUCGAUUUGUAAUAUAUACAUUCCUUUCCACAUGUUAUGUGUGUAUACUGAUUACAUAACUGAGAUUAAAUUCUAUGUUGACAUGUUUCCCAUAUUGCAAAAACUCCUUAAAAUAUUCUUAGCUCACCUGGCUCGAAGUGCCAAGUGAGCUAUUCUCAUCACUUGGCGUCCGUCGUCCAUCGUCUGUCGUCGUCCGUCGUCGUCGUCGUCGUUAACUUUUUUACAUUUUGAACUUCUUCUAGAGAACCACUAAAUGGAAUUGAACCAAACAUAGCAUGAAUGUUCCUUAUGAUGUGCUGAACAACUGUUGUUACUUCGUAGCCGAUCCAUUUUUCAAGAUGGCCGCCUGCGGAGGACUUAGUUUAACGUAGGACCCUAUGGGAAAUACAUACAAAUGUCUUCUUUUAGAGAACCACUGAAUGGAAUGAAACCAAACAUAGCAUGAAUGUUCCUUAUAAGGUGCUGACCAAGUAUUGUUACUUCGAAGCUAAUCCAUCAUCCAAGAUGGCCGCCAGCGGGGGACUUAGUUUAACAUAGGACCCUAUGGGAUACAUACAAAUGUCUUCUUUUAGAGAACAACUGAAUGGAAUGAAACCAAACUUCUUAUGAGGUUCUGACCAAGUGUUGUUACUUUGUAGCCGAUCUAUCAUCAAAGAUGGCCGCCAGCGGGGGGAAACCACUUUUGCAUGAAGCCGCACAUGACACAGUACCCGAAAUACCACGAUUCCCUUAUACAUUAUUAAAAUAUGUAGUCAUCACUGCAAUUUAUUUGUGCAAAAGAAUAAUUUACUUUGUAAACAAUGAAUUUAACUGAACAAAAUUAAUUAUUUUUAUCUUUAUAUUUGCUCUAAAUAUGCAUGAAAUUUUUGCGACUGUACAUCAAGCAAUCAACAAACAAGAGUUAAUGUAUGUGUUGCAAAUUAUUAUGCUAAACUGACUUUGAACAAACCAAUGCUAAUAAAUGACCACUUAAUCAAUAGUUGGAGCACUGAUAAAACUUGCACUAGUCUAGUAAAAACUUGCAAGAUAAAACUAAAUGUAUAAUAUUUGUGAAUUAAUUCAAAUACCUUCAUCUAAAAUUUUACAUAUAAUAACCUUAUCGAUGAAAAAUUAAUAAAGAGCUCUCGCAAGUGAAGAUAAUUUUUUGAUUGUGAUAUUCUUUUUUAUGGCCCUGCCGUAAAGAAGGGGGCACUAAGUUUCAUCCUUGUCCAUCUGUACGUCCGUACAUUCCAAAAUUGGUUUCCGUUCUCUAACUUUAGUUUGCCUCAACCAAAUGUUAUGAAACUUAAACACACUGCUUAUUAAUACAAAACACAGAGUAAGUAAGAACUUGGGUAUCGUCACUUUUACUAUUCUACAGUUAUGCCCCUUUACAAAUGGAAAAAUUGCUAAAUUUUUCGUUUCCUUUCUUUACCUUUAGUUUUACUCAUUCAAAUGUUAUGAAACUUAUAUGCAAUGCUUAAGCUUAUUGCCACAAAACAUAGAUCAUGUUUGAAUUUUGGUGGCCUCACGUUUACUGUUCUAGAGUUAUGCCCUUUACUAAUGGAAAAAUUGCAAAACUUUUCGUUUUUGUUCUCUAACUAAGUUUUUCUCAAGCAAAUGUUAUGAAACUAUAAACAAUGCUUAAUACCAAAAAACACAGAUUAAUCACACAUUUGGGUAGUGUCACUUUUACCGUUCUUUAGUUAUGUAUCUUUAUUAUCUUAUAUCCAAGCGGGCGCAUCAUCUGUGUCCUAUGGAUACAUUCCCCAUUUAUCUUAAUAUGUGAUGCCUGUUUACCCAUCAUUGAAUGUCAUAACCUCUGUGCUUAAAUAUUGAGGACAUAUUUGAGCUUCAAGUUUUUAUCAAGUUGACAAGUUUUUGUUCAAUAACAAUUAUUGUACAUGUUAAAUUUGGGAGAGUGAAAAUUCAGACAGAUUUUGAUGAAGUAAAUAAUUAGACCAUUUGGAAUGUGAAAUUCGACAUGUCUGGGCGAUUUGUAGUUUUAUGGACAUCUUUGUACGAAAUGAACACAUUUGAAUAUCUCAAUAUGAUAUUAAGGGGCAUGCCCCCAAAAAUCAUUGGUUAGUUUAUAUGCUGAAUCUGAUAAGUUCAGUUUGACGGUAACCAGUAAUUUUCAGUCAAUUAUAUUUGGUGUGUUGUUGUCAGAUUUGCAACAUCUCAUCCAUGGGGAUUACUUAAUCAAUCCCCCUUAGUCAUGGUUGUCAUGGUCUAUUGAUGUUUAAUUUUGGGCAUGUCACAGCUUAGAAUUAAAAGGUAAAACCUCAGAAAAUUACAAUAAGACCAUCAUCAACAUCAUCUUCAAAAUACAUGUAUAUGAACAUGCAUACUAAUAUUUUGGUGAAAGACGUUCAUCCUGUCGAUUUACUUUGUCAUAUUCCUUUAGAUAAAUGCCUAGUGAAUAUAUUCAUGUCCAACAAUAAGAAAACAAUCCAAAUGCCAAAGAUAAUUGAAAGACGUCUAGAUGUCAAUACGCAAUUUCAAACAAUCGACAAAAUAAAAACUAAAAGUACAGCCAAUUGUUGAAAUAUUUUAAAUAUUUCUUUCACAACUUUUUCAAGUAUUAGAUUCAACCUAACAAUUUAUAAAACUUUAAUUUCAUUGUGGCUAGUCUGUAACAUAGACAUCAAUUAGACAUUUGAGAGGAGCCAUUACUAUUUGGACAUUACUUUGAGAAAAACAAAAAAGGUGUCUAUUCCAAGGAUAUAUAAUUGGUCAUACAUGUAGAUUUGAAUCUUUUUUAUUAUGACAUCAGAUUUGGGUGUCGAAUCGGGAAUGGAGGUUGGUACCAGACCUCAAUCUGAAUCUUUCAUAUAUAUAUAUAUAUUGAUUUAGUUGUGACGCUAAAUAGACACUGAAGCAGUUUAAAGUUUUAAUGUGUGUUCACCUGUUUACUAUGAUUAGGUGGAAGUAUGUUCUUAUUUCAAAAAGAGGGGCUCUCAGCAUAUAUCAUUAAUGUGUGCAUGAAGUGACAACGUCUUGCUAGAAACUGAAUGUUUCGACCACAACUAAAUAUGUUUUAAUUGGGAUACGUAUACAUGUAUAUAAUAUAAAAAUAUAUAUGAUUU
Mytilus californianus (California mussel) is the source of this 4624-nucleotide messenger RNA. RefSeq lists its product as uncharacterized. The transcript is spliced from 8 exons. The record is from RefSeq and is a predicted model, not a curated record. NCBI's taxonomy places the organism in Eukaryota, Metazoa, Mollusca, Bivalvia, Mytilida, Mytilidae. Bases 134 to 1207 code for a protein of 357 amino acids.